CUUCCAUCCCUCAUUCCAAACGCAGUGUAAUAGCUACGUUAAUGUCUUCAUCUUAGCUUAUACUAAUAGGAUAGAUAUUAGAGAGGUCAUGAAGAGAAUGGCAUUGGGUUUUGAAACUCGAAGUUGCUUCAUACGUUUCUUCUUCUUCUUCUUUUUCUUGCUAUUGCUACUAUGCUCUGCUCUUGCACGGAAUCCUAUUUUCUUUUCAAGGACUGGUCAUGAAACUUUGGGCGUAGUUGGGAGGUCAUUGAGGGUAAUAGAGCUUGACGACUAUGGUGAACCAACUGCAAAUCAUGGGCAUGAUCCUACAUGGAACAGGGUAACCGGGGGAGAUCAUCAUGCAGGGAGAAAAGGCUGAAAAAAUUAUAUAUUAUGGAUAUUUUAUUCAUUUCUAUUGUUAUUUUCACUUAAUAUUUAAUGUAAUAACUGUUUUGCGCGUGUGAAUUUAUUGGUGAUGUUUAUCAAUAAAUAAUACAAUAAUAGCCGUAAUACUAUACAUGUAUUUUUAAUAGACGGAAUUAGAAGAUAAAAUUAAUAGCAAAUUAUUACACUA
Molecule: messenger RNA, 553 nt
Organism: Cicer arietinum (chickpea)
Lineage: Eukaryota; Viridiplantae; Streptophyta; Magnoliopsida; Fabales; Fabaceae
Source: RefSeq, a predicted model, not a curated record